AUGUCUUCGCUUCCUCCAGUUUACAUCGUUUCUGCCGUCAGAACCCCAGUGGGUUCAUUUCUAGGCUCUCUUUCGAGUCUAAGUGCAACUGCCCUUGGUGGAAUUGCUAUUAAAGCCGCUGUCGAGCGUGUCCCAGAGAUUAAACCGGAAGAUGUCGAAGAAGUCUUCUACGGAAAUGUUUUGUCCGCAAAUCUCGGUCAAAACCCAGCACGUCAAUGCGCUCUUGCUGGCGGGCUUUCAGAACAAGUUGUCUGUUCAACUGUCAACAAGGUAUGCGCUUCUGGGUUGAAAGCAAUUAUCCUUGGAGCCCAAACAAUUAUGACUGGAAAUGCCGAUAUUAUUGUCGCUGGAGGAACCGAAUCGAUGUCGAAUGUCCCUCACUACCUACCAACUCUCCGCAAUGGCGCAAAGUAUGGCGAUCAGACUUUGGUUGAUGGUGUUCUCAAGGACGGGUUGACCGACGCGUACGGCAAGAAGGAGCACAUGGGUUUGGCUGGCGAACUCUGCGCAAAAGAUCACAAUGUCACCAGAGAUGAGCAGGACGACUAUGCAAUCAAAUCCUACCAAAAGGCACAGGCAGCUACAGAGUCAGGACUUUUCAAGAACGAGAUUGUUCCGGUGGAAGUGAGUGGAGGCCGUGGCAAGCCAAACAUCAAAAUUGAAAAAGAUGAUGAGGUUAAGAACCUCAACAUUGAGAAGCUAAAGGCUAUGCGACCAGCAUUUCAGCCUAAUGGCGGUACUGUCACCGCUCCUAACGCGGCUCCGUUGAACGAUGGCGCCGCCGCUGUCGUGCUUGUCUCGGAGGCCAAGCUGAAGGAACUUGGCCUCAAGCCUCUAGCAAAGAUUCUAGGAUGGGGUGACGCUUCUAAAACCCCAAGCGAGUUUACUACGGCACCUGCAUUGGCUAUCCCCAAGGCAAUUAAGCAUGCAAAGAUCAAUGCUUCCGACGUCGAAUUCUACGAAAUUAAUGAGGCCUUUUCCGUCGUCGCGUUGGCAAACAUGAAGAUCCUUGAAUUAGAUGCCUCCAAAGUCAAUGUCCACGGAGGAUCAGUUGCCAUUGGUCAUCCUCUUGGAUGUUCUGGAGCUAGAAUCGUCACUACUCUCGUCAAUGUCUUGAAAGAAAAGAACGCGAAGAUUGGUGUUGCUGGUAUUUGUAACGGUGGUGGAGGUGCUUCUGCAAUUGUCAUCGAGUCUUUGCAGUAA
Glarea lozoyensis ATCC 20868 is the source of this 1203-nucleotide messenger RNA. RefSeq names its product Thiolase-like protein. Lineage: Eukaryota; Fungi; Ascomycota; Leotiomycetes; Helotiales; Helotiaceae. The transcript is spliced from 4 exons. Gene Ontology annotation, biological process: ergosterol biosynthetic process; fatty acid beta-oxidation. The record is from RefSeq and is a predicted model, not a curated record. Bases 1 to 1203 code for a protein of 400 amino acids. Gene Ontology annotation, molecular function: acetyl-CoA C-acetyltransferase activity.